AUGCCCUCACUACCCACUUUACCAGUCAUUCUUGACGCCAUUCUCGCGCCAGCCCACCUGUUCGCGUAUUCAACCCUCCUCGGCACGCAGCUCUACCAAAGCUUCGUCAUGGUGAAAGUCGCAUAUCAAGCACUACCACCCGAAGCAUUCACCACGUUACAGAAGCGCGUUUUCCCGCUCUACUUCUUCUGUCAAUCGGCUCUGGUCGGUGUUACUGCAAUCACGUUCCCACACGGCCCGCUUGCUUUAAUCAAGAGCAAAGGAGACUGGAUACCCUUUGCUGUCGCUAUGGCUACGGCGGUUUUAAAUACGGUAGAGCAGAAGAUUGAUGGGAUUGUCGCCAGUCUUGUCAAAACAAGCACAACUGAUACAGGCCGAACCUCGACUUCCCCACCUGAGAGGCCACCUCGCACAACGAUUGGAACCCAUAAGCUUGCCGGAAGAGAUCGUCCCACAGCUCCUGGAAGUUGGUUGAUGUUCCCGGAGUCGUUCGAGGAACAAACAUCGCUGCCUGAUAUUCAUGAGCCAGUCGAGGCACCUCGUCCAGGCCUUGAAACGGAAGCCGAUGUAGAAGAGUCUGCUCAUGAUCGAGAUUUUGUCGAGCAAUUGCGUAACAUACAUGACUUCGGUGACAAAGACGCUAUCGACUCCAGACCUACUCUUCUAGUCCGUCCUCAACGAAAGUCAGAACCUCCCAUAAAUGACGAGCAGGUACAGAGUCUGCUGAGCAACGGCGAGGCAGAGAAUCUAUUGAGCGUCUACCGGUCGAUGUGCAUAACUUUUCCGUUUGUGCCUAUAGACGAUGUGCUCUCUGCUGCUCACUUACAUGCUACCAAGCCCAUGUUGUUCCUCGCCAUCAUCACAGUUGCCGCUUGGGACAAUCACAAGUUGCAGCGUCAUCUAGACAGGGUGUACCGAAAAGAAUUGGCGGAUCAUACAUACAUCCGCCCGCGGAGGACAAUGCAACUGUUGCAAAGUGUUCUUGUGUAUCUAUCGAGAUACCACUUCGUCUUCAGCCACAAGACUCAGCAGAUAUACUUUAUGCAAACAACAGCCAAUGGACUUGCGCUUGACCUUGAGCUGCACCAGAAGUCAACUCGACCACUUAUGGACUUCCCCGGACGACCGUCACCUUCGCCGUUGUCUGUAACGGAGCAACUAGAGCGACAACGAACAUUUCUCGGUUGUUAUUAUUUGUCGUCUCAGGUCGCUACAGGGAUGCAAAGACCCAACCUCCUCAAAUAUACAGAAUACAUGGGUCAAUGUAGCAAAGAUCUUCAAGAUCACCGCCAAUACCCAUCGGAUGCAAUCAUCGGGCAUCUUCUUGCAAUAAGACGUCUGGACGACCAGAUACAUGAAUGCUUCUUCACCGAGGAAACUGUUGCGCUCGAUAUCACAGAUCCUCGCAUCUCGAUGAACUUCCGGUUUUUGGAAAGCCAGCUGGAUCAAUGGAAGCGCGAGCGCUACAGUGACGAGUAUCAGAUCCUUUUUGAUCUUGCCUCUGCAUAUACUGAUAUGCAGCUACAUAGCAUAGCUCUUCGGGCUCCACAAACUUCGCAUCAAGGGUACAUGCCUGACUCGACGCGCCUGAACGCUCUACUCGCUACACUUGAAGCUUGCAAGCGCUUUUUCGACACGUUGCUGGCUUGCCCCCCGUCAAACUAUCAUAUCCUGGCUUUCUCAGAGUGGUUUCGCAUCCCAGUCGUUGUGAUGACACUGGCGCGCCUCUGCAUCCCUAGCGACACGCACACCGCAGCGCUAUGGGACGUGAAAGCGGCCCACGAACGAGGGCGUCUGGACCUUUACCUUGAAUCUCUCUGCUAUCGGAUGAAAGGACUGAGCACUUACAAGCGAACGCAAUCCUUCCACCACGAUUUCUACUGGGCGCUGGAAAUGAUCAUGGAUUUGACUAAGAGCUGGUUCGUAAACAAGAUCAGUGGUAAAAAGACGCCCUCCAAUGGGAUACCGACACCAGAUACUAUGCAGAGUCUCACUCAUGGGCUAAUGGCCGAUGGCUCUGGUGGUUCUUCGACGCAUGCGAUGCCUGAGACUGGAGGUUGCCCUUAUGCAGCGCUGGAUCAGGAUACAAGUAUGAACGGUGACAUCGCAAAUGAUCCCCUGGGUUUUAUGCGAGACGCAGACUUUGACAUGGACAAGUAA
Didymosphaeria variabile is the source of this 2160-nucleotide messenger RNA. RefSeq lists its product as uncharacterized. Gene Ontology annotation, molecular function: DNA-binding transcription factor activity, RNA polymerase II-specific; zinc ion binding; transcription cis-regulatory region binding. The transcript has 5 exons. Gene Ontology annotation, cellular component: nucleus. Gene Ontology annotation, biological process: DNA-templated transcription; regulation of DNA-templated transcription. The record is from RefSeq and is a predicted model, not a curated record. Lineage: Eukaryota; Fungi; Ascomycota; Dothideomycetes; Pleosporales; Didymosphaeriaceae. The coding region runs from base 1 to 2160 and encodes 719 amino acids.